AUGGAGUGGCAGAGCUCGAUGGGUGGCUUCAAUUUUGCGCCCCCGCAGAUGAUGAUGACGAUGGCGGGUGCAGUAGAUGAGCACGAUUCACAGAACGAGAAUGAGAACGAGGAGGAUUUCUACGGAGAUGUCAAUGAUGUCGCAGACACAAGAGUAGGGGCGGCGGAAGAUGACGACGAUGAUGAUGCCCAGGCUUCCGGCGACUUGUUGAGCAGUCUCCUGCCACAGCAGCCGCCACAAGCACUCCCACCUCAAACGCCCCAGCCAAAGAUCGAACAAGGCAUGUCCGCCGAGGAGAAGAAGUUGGAGAAUCAGCGGACGGCACAGAGACUGCGUGCACAAUUGCUGGCUAAGAGGCAGAACACUCCUCUCAAGCCCGCCACUCAUCGUGCAGAGACGCCGACCAGAAUGCAGGUUCAGCCAGCACCCCAGACUGCUGUCAAGGCAGACACUUCGCCAGUACCAGCUACGAAGCGUAGCGGUCGAGAGGAUACUUUGGCCUAUGCGGAGAAUCUUGUGGUCCAUGGACAGCCCUCGCAGGACGACAUCGACCUCGACUCCAUGAUUGCGGAUGCAAAACGGACAGCAGAAGCGAAAGCCAGCGAGAUCAAGGCCAAAGGUCACGUGCAGCAUCCAUCCGCACUUGCCGCAUCUACUAACAAGCAGGUGAACGCAACGCCAAUGCGUGAAGUGGAGCAGAAAGCUAUUACCACAUCUGAGAAGUCUCUCCCAACACAACUGAAUGAUGCUUACUACGCUGAUCUCCCUGCAUGGCUCGAGUUGACAGGCUACCAUGACGUCGAAUAUCGCACUUCAAAGCUUCGUACACGCCGCGAGCGAAAAGCACUCGAGGAUGAAGUCGCCCGUAUUCAAGCUAAGCUCGACCAGCUCAAGGAGCAGGAAGCUGCUGAAAUGCAGGCGCUUCGCACGAUCGUCGCCCAUCCGACGUCAUUUAGCAGUAUUGCUCCGCCACCACUUCUCACCAAGCUCCCGUCAGAAGAAGCGCAGAAUAUGGCAGGCGUAGCCGCAAACUUGACCAAUGGUGUCAAAAAGCGACCUCACUCUCCACCUCCAACCACGAUGGAGAAGAACGUGCGUCGUCGCGACGACGCCACCAAUGGAUUCCGCAUCCGUGGAGCAAAUGGUUCACCCACCUCACCUCGCAAUGGCUACAAUGACUACCGUCGCUCUUCCUUCGACGCUCGUAGUCGUGACUCCAGCCUCGAACGCCGGCAAUCGUAUUAUCGACGUGCUGGCGGCCCUCCUCCUCCGCCAUCCGCUGCGGUGAAUGAUAGGUAUGCUCCCUACUCCCCUCGCGAUGGCAGAAGUACUCCUGGCUCGUAUGGUAGUGGCAGAGGUGCUUAUACUGGCCGUGGCGGUCGUGGGAGCAGGCCGGUCGUCAAGCGGUGGUGA
Messenger RNA from Recurvomyces mirabilis, 1413 nucleotides. RefSeq lists its product as uncharacterized. The coding region runs from base 1 to 1413 and encodes 470 amino acids. The record is from RefSeq and is a predicted model, not a curated record. The transcript has 2 exons. NCBI's taxonomy places the organism in Eukaryota, Fungi, Ascomycota, Dothideomycetes, Mycosphaerellales, Teratosphaeriaceae.